Molecule: messenger RNA, 5015 nt
Organism: Bombyx mori (domestic silkworm)
Lineage: Eukaryota; Metazoa; Arthropoda; Insecta; Lepidoptera; Bombycidae
Product: adenylate cyclase type 10
Exons: 35
Coding region: 196-4998 (1600 amino acids)
Biological process (GO): intracellular signal transduction; cyclic nucleotide biosynthetic process
Cellular component (GO): cytoplasm
Molecular function (GO): adenylate cyclase activity
Source: RefSeq, a predicted model, not a curated record
CAAUGAAACGAGUUCAUCGUCGACAUUCCAGCAAGAUUACGGCCCCUCUGGAGACACUUUCGACGAGAGAACACUACAGACAACGUGAUUCGCAAGAACAGGAAAUGUUUCACCGAUCUGUGUGAAAAUUAUACAAAUGAAAAUCGAGGUGGUCCUUCUAAACUUACGCAAGUUCUCAAUUCAUAUAUCGGAGCUAUGGUCCAAGAGAUUUUAACUCAUAACGGUGACGUGCUAAAGUUUUCUGGUGAUGCAUUUCUGUCUAUGUGGAAGAAAACAUCAAGAUUAACCAUGCAAGAUGUCGUUCACAACGCUAUCGAUUGCGGUCUUAUUAUACAAAAGAAUUACGGAACUUAUUUAACUGAUGUUGGAGUGGUUCUCAAAGUAAAAGUGGCCAUAUCAGCUGGAGUUACAUACUUUUCGAUCAUCGAAAGCAACUGCACAGAUCAAAGUCAUUAUGUGAUUGUCGGUCAACCGGUUUGGGAUGUUAAGGCAGCCGAGUACAUGAGCUCAGCCGGAGACGUGCUCACAUCAGCCAGCGCCUGGAUGUAUGUGAACGAAGCCGAAUAUUGCACUCAGCCUUGUGGAGACGGAAGGCACACUAAGGUAUUAGGAGUAGGGGCUUCUUGGAAAAGAGUAGAAAAAUUACGCAACACAUUGGUACAAGAUUCAACUGUACCUAAUGUUUCGAAUCAUGUUGGUGUUGAAUCAGAAUGUAUAUCGAACGAUUACAGGGAAUAUUCACUUCGACCAGCAGUAGUAGCAGCCAUGCGGAGUACGUGGUGGCCGUCUCUGCGUCGCUUCAUGCUUGGUCCUGUACUACGAGCGGUGGACAACGACGAGCCCAUGGACUUCUUGACUGAAGUUCGUCGGGUCGUCGUCGUAUUUCUGAACAUAAUCACGAACAGCGUUUCCGAGAAUGUUUUGACUGAUAUUGUAAAUGAGGCAUAUAAGCGUGUUUCUUGUGCGGCAUCGGAUUCCGGUGGCUUAGUGAACAAAGUUUCAAUGUUCGAUAAAGACAUGAUGUUCCUGGUCGUAUUUGGACUAAGAGGUCUGAAGCAAGAAAAUGAAGCUCAAAAAGCUCUAGCGUGCGCUGAUCAGUUGAAACAGACUUUGAAUGAACCUAAUAUUAAUGUUGUCUCAAUCAGCGUUACUUCUGGAACAACAUAUUGCGGAGUCGUCGGUCAUGUUCUACGGCGUGAAUAUACUGUGAUAGGUCCAACUGUGAAUAAGGCGGCCCGUCUGAUGAUGGCAUAUCCAAACGUAAUUUCGUGCGACAAGGAAACGUUUCUGAAAAGUAAAUUAAAUCAAGAAUACUUUAGGGUUUUGGAGAUAAAGCCCUUGAAAGGCAUAGCUAAGCCCGGACCGGUAUACGAGUUCAGCAUGACAGGUUGGUCGCAACGGAGUGUAGCCUCCAAGCAUCCUAUACUGGGCCGGACCGAAGAGCUAAGUCAGUACGAAAUGUACUUGCAUAACGCGAUACUACAGCAUCAACAGGAUUUCACACGUUAUCGAGACAAUAAAUUCGCCAUUGCUUUUAUUGGUCCGAAUUCGAUAGGCAAGACUCGGUUGCUGGAGGAAUGUCUUGUAAAUACGCCGAAGUUUAUUAAAUACGAAAAGUUCGUACUGGAUCACUACGAUAAGGUGUCUUUCAAAGGCUUUCAUUAUAUUCUUUCAAAAGUCUUCACUGGAUCAAAGUCUUUUCGAGAAAACUCUGAAAAUAGAGUUAGAUUCAGUAUUGAUCUGAGUUACGCUACACCGAUUCAAAUACACGCAGUUAACAUUGUUUUCGAUUGUCGUUUUCCAUUACCGGAAAAUUUUCAACACGAAGAAGAUUUGUUGGACGAUUUGAGCGUCAAGCAGGUGAUACGUAAUGUAUGGAAACGGCAAUUCAAAAAUUUAUGGGUGGCCGCUAUUGAUAACGCACAUUACUUGGACGACGAGUCUUGGAGAGUUUUACUGAUAAUUUUAGAUACGAAGACCGUUUUUAUGGUCAUUGCCCUAUCCGACGAUGAGGAACAUACGCCGACGAUCAAAAAUUGUCUAGAAAAUAGCAUGAUAGUUAAUAUCCGACUGUCGGGCAUAGACAGGUGGUUCCAUGCAGCCCUGGCAUGCCAAUUGCUAGACGUUCAAGCGAUACCGGCUGAUCUAGAGAAAGUUAUAGAAACGGCCAGUGCUGGGAUGCCGGGUUGGAUACAAAACUUCGUGAUCUCACUGGUUCAACGAGGAGCCUUGUCAAUAGUAACGGUGACUCGUGAAGAAGCAAUAGAUUUAGGUGCUGUGGUUCCAUCAUCGACCCUGCUGCGUCGGACUGAUGUUCAUAUAGGAGCUCAGUAUGACGAUGCUUUAUCGAAGAGGCUUAGUUACCAAAGUAUCUACAGUAUAUUAAGCAUUAGUGCCUUUAGUAAACAAGGAAGCACUUUCACGAUCCAAGAAAUGGAUACUAUACAAAUGGCUGUGCUAGCGGAAUCUUUUAAUUUUGAUGACAUUACAAUGGACAUGAGUAUGGACGCUGUAAUCCUGAAAACUUACGAUUCUCUUAAUCCAUACGAAAAAAUGUUGCUCAAAUGUGCAUCGGUACUUGGAGACGUGUUUUCAAGACGAAUGCUUAUGCACUUACUACAGAACGAUUCUCCGAGAACUGUUGCUUUAGCUGUGGCAAAACUUUUCGUCAUCAGAGUGUUAGAAUGUGAAGGGGGAGAUUUUACUCGAGAUCUAUCCAUGGUGCUAGUCCAUCCCGCUCCGACUUUACCGUCCAUGGCCCCUUCUGCACCAUACUGUAAGUGCCUUGGAACAAGACAACCAGCGUGCUGCGAAGAUCUCCCAAAUUAUGCUUUCUGCGGGUACAUGAAAUUCAGGCAUCCCUUAUUUCGGUCUACAACAUACGAUCUUCUGACUGAGAAUCAAAAGCACGAUAUGCACGCUAGAGCAUUACUGUAUUUGGAACGUUUCACACGUCGCUGUUUACCAUGUGGCGGUGGAUGCUUCUCGAAGUUCGUUGGUUUGCGCUGUGAUGAUGGCUUAGUACAAGAAAGCGAGGCAGUAAAACGAACCCGGCAUCAAAUUCGUGCGUUGAAGACUGAAACAGUUGUUCCAGGUGACCAAGAUCAGCUAUCUGUAUUCGCUCAUGAAGAAUCGUCCGAUUUUGCUAUCCAUAUCAUACCGGAAUGUUCUAGCUUGGAACUAUUGAAAAAAGAACGCUCAUCUUCGAGGUUUUUAGAAAUGAAGAGAUUAAAGAGAUUGAGAAAUAAACAAAUGAAGAAGGGAGUCCGUUCGUUCUCGUCGGUCGAAACAAACAACUGUGAAUGUUUGACUAUUCUGAUGACCGUUUACUCUCAGAUUAUUGAUCAUUGUAGAGGAGCUGGCGAGUUCAAUAAACUAUACGAAGCUUACAUUGAAUACGUUGACAUAAACCUCAUUAGCUUAAACGUACCGCAGGCUAUCAGACUUUUGAUCGAAGUUGAGAAUUUUGUUCAGAACGAAGACCUUUUUCCGGAAAACGUUCAUAGGAAAUGGAUAAAGAGAUUUCAGUUAGCGAAGAUUUGUUCAAUGCGAGGUGUUUGUAUGUUGGAGUCCGGUGACCUUGCCGAAGCGAAGAAACAGCUGUUGCACGCCAUGGAGCUUUAUUACUAUCCAUUUCCAACUUCUAAGCACUGGGUCAAAUUACGCAGCUUUGGAGCCUCCCUUCAACAAUUAAUGGCUGUAUAUUUACCGAAGAUAUACCCAAAACGGAUAUCUGGAAUCAUCGGCUAUUAUUACGAAGAUAUCGCCUUCACGUUAAAUAUACUAUACCAAUUAUUUUCUGAAUGCAAAGAAACCGAGAAUGCAAAAUUGGAGGCUAAAUGCGCUUUGAAUUACGCUUUAAAAACGAAUGCAAAUUUUCGUCUGUUGUGCAUCUGUUAUGGGAACAUGAUCAGUGUUAAUCGAGAGGAACGCAAUUUCCGAAGAUGCUUAAAAUUAAAAGAACGAGCAAUGGAGCUGUGUCAUCGUAAACGAGGUCAGUUGGACGUAACGGAAGUGCAAGCCGUCUGCUACCUCUAUACUUGCAUGUUUCUGUUCUAUGUGGAGUAUGGAAAAAAAAUGGAGGGACUCGAGUUGGGACUCUCAGUGAUACCGAUGCUAUCGGAUUUAACUGAUCUGAACACACGACAAAUGCUUUUGCUUUGGUUAUUGAAGCUACUGUUGGCCGACUUGCGUAUUAACGAAAUGGUCAACAUUAUAAGAGAGUUUUUCUACAUGACCGAUCACUAUGAUUUGAGUUCUGAAACCUGGUAUUAUUUUUAUGCCAUAGUGAUACUGCUAGAUACGGGCUAUUGCGUGGAAUCUUAUGGAUCCUGUGAGAAAUUCUAUAUAACGAAAGGUGAUGCUAUAUUGAGAUCGAAAACUCCAGAAGCGGCUUGGAAUUUCUUUGUUGCGAUGUGGCUAAUAACAGUCAGAAUAGGCUCAUGGGAACAAUCAAUUAUAUGGGAAGAAAAAAUACGAAAAAUAUUAUCGAUGAAAUAUAAAGAGCACGAGUUCAAUAUAAUGAUGCUAAUUCGAUUGGUCGAAGGACUGUUGAUCACUUUAGUGAAGGAGACGGAUCAGAGAAACCUUAAUAAAAUUUUGUUGCUAAAAAAAUCGAUAAAAUCAAUGUUUAGAGACAUGAACAAGGCAUGUUGCCGAGCUCCUAUGUACCGGCCGAGGUUAAAACUCCUACAGAUUAUAAUUAUUUUGUAUUACCUUUUAUAUGCAUACUUUUUGUAUAUAAAAAAAAGAAAAUUACAAGCAUUUAAUCUCUUGAAAAGAGCAUACGAAAGUGCUAAACAGUGCAAACAUAUUUCAUUACUCAUUUGGAUCGAACACACUCGAAGUCAUUGGAGGGGUACUUUGACACAAGCAUGUGUGGAUCAUUGGAUUUAUCAUCUUGAACCAGACAAUUUGUUGGAUUAUACCGAUUUUGAUCCUGAAAAAAUUGAUAUAGUGCCUUUCACAUUACCGUUACCUAAUGAUAUUGAAAAAUAAAAAAUAAUUUUUAAAUA